Molecule: messenger RNA, 477 nt
Organism: Eruca vesicaria subsp. sativa (arugula)
Lineage: Eukaryota; Viridiplantae; Streptophyta; Magnoliopsida; Brassicales; Brassicaceae
Source: the annotation of a GenBank genome assembly
AUGUUGAUUGGGCCAAAAUUUAUUAAUGAGGCGGUUAGCCCAUAUAACGACUCUUCUCCAAUCUCCACUGUUAAAAGUUCCUCCGUAGCAUUAGUUACCUCCUCUCAGCUCAAUCAGACUCCUGAGUCACGGGACGAGGCAAAACAUGAAGACAAUGAUUCUCUUACAGAGUUCCCUGCGUCUCUGAUGAAUUACACUCCUACUAUUCUUCCAGCAACAUUCAUGAAAGUUAACGGUAUCAAAAAGGAGAAUGAGAUAAUCUUGAUGGAUAAACAUGGCGUGAAGCGGGUGAUAAAGCUGGUGAAAGAUGGAUCAAAAUAUGGAAAAAGAGGAUUGGGAAAAGGAUGGAAAGAUUUUUGUGAAGCUAAUGAUGUAUUUAAGAUUGGUCAGCCUUUUAUGUUGGAGUUGGUUUGGGAAGACAGUGUUCCUGUUCUUAAGUUUUGUUCUAAGGUCAAGGUUGAAACAAUCUGUGACUGA